AUGUUUAUCAUAAGAUACGUAGUGCGCGUCGGCGAGUUGGAUUUAGCGAGCGAAACCGAAGGUGCAACCCCCGUUGAUGUCCUCAUCAAGACCAAAAUCAAGCACGAGGACUACAACGCCAAAGCGUUCACCAACGACAUCGCACUUCUCGUACUGCAAAACGACGUACAAUUCACUGAUCUCAUAAAGCCUAUCUGCAUUCCCACGGACAACAAGUUGCGAUCCACAAGCUUCGAGGACUACAAUCCCUUUAUUGCCGGAUGGGGAGACCUGGAAUUCCGUGGACCGAAAGCGACACGCCUGCAAGUGCUGCAGCUGCCAGUAGUAUCCAACGACUUCUGCAAACAAGCGUAUACUGCGUACAAGGCGCAGGUCAUAGAUAACAGAGUGCUGUGCGCUGGCUUCAAGAAGGGAGGCAAGGACUCCUGCCAGGGUGACAGCGGAGGGCCCUUGAUGCAGCCUAUCUAUAACUUCGAAACCACGAAAACCUAUUUCUACCAAAUCGGCGUUGUGUCGUUCGGCAAGAAGUGUGCAGAGCCCGGCUUCCCAGGGGUCUACUCGAGGGUCACUAGCUUCGUGCCCUGGCUGCAGAAGAACGUGCUCGGAGUUUAGACAGGACAAACAGGCACAAAAAAUACUAGAACUCCAAUAAAAUUAUACUUAAGGUGGCAUUUCGCUAGCCCGAAAGGAUAAGGCAAGUCAACGCAACGCUUUGGACAGGAGAGCAUAUAUAACAUCCUUUUAUACUCACCCUAAAAAUAUAUGCAAUAGGCACUGUUAUCCUCUCAGGAGGAAAGGAUUCAAAACUUUGCGACGUGCCUUAAAUACGGGUAGCUGGGCGCACAUCCCUUGCAAUACUGUGUUAUUAAUAAUAUAGGUUUCUUGACCUACAGAAUUGGGCAUCUUACGUUAUUUAGAUUAAAUUUGUCUUCAAGAUGAGUGCGGCUGCUAAUAGUUAUUACUUCUUAUGGACUGCUGGCUUUAUACGGUUACUCGUAUCUAAGCUCAAACGUGAAGGGAAUAUUUAUUGUGUUUUAUAAGUAAACUAUAUUUUUAAACGAGUGUACCCCCUGGAUGGCGAUAACUGAUUAUAAUGUCUAAAUACUUUGUGGGUAAACCUUGUUUUUAUUUAUAUAAAUAAAUCAAUAAAAAUAAAUAUACUCCCUAACAGGUUAGCCCGCUAACAUAUUAGACUGCAUCAUCACUCACCCAAGGUGAGAUUGCAGACUAACGAUGUGAGGCAUUACGUAACGCUAAUAUGUUAUUUAAUGUUCGAUUUUUACAUAGGAAACCCCUUUGUCGGCUCCGCGGAGGUGCUGCGUCACGCGAAUAUAAUGUGCCGAAACGAAGGCCUUUUUUGCCUUUUUUACUUUUAUUUUGUCGGUCAAGUUUUUUUUUAAGAAAAUUGUAACAAGCAAACGAAAAACACAGCCAUAGAACCCCUUACCCGGAAUACUUUAACGCCUAAUAGUAUUAAAUUACGCCUUCCUUUAAGUACCAUAGUUUGUUAUUUGUCAUUCGGCUUAGUCAAAUGCCACCUUAACUAGUGAUAUUGAAAACUCAUUAGCUGUAAGAUUAGAUAAUUAUGAGGAUGACAAUAAUUUUAUAAGAAUGACGUAGGUGCUUAGUUAUAGACAACCUACAAUAAUAGAAUAGUUUUAGUAUGACGAUCAGGGGGUAACUGCCAUCGUAAACAGCAGUAUUGUUUUAAUAUUGUUGACGUUUUUGUUUCCGAAUAUUUAUAU
Molecule: messenger RNA, 1745 nt
Organism: Pararge aegeria (speckled wood butterfly)
Lineage: Eukaryota; Metazoa; Arthropoda; Insecta; Lepidoptera; Nymphalidae
Product: venom serine protease Bi-VSP-like
Exons: 5
Coding region: 1-612 (203 amino acids)
Biological process (GO): proteolysis
Molecular function (GO): serine-type endopeptidase activity
Source: RefSeq, a predicted model, not a curated record